AUGGCAUCCUCGGCGAAACGUCCCGAACUAAUAGCGAUUGCCCGCGAUCUGGCUGGCGUGCCGAUGAGUGACGACUAUGAGAAGAUGAUAUCGGGCAUGCUUUACAAUCCACUCCUCCCAAGCCUGGAAGAAGCCCGACACCGCUGCCGCAUCUUGACCAACGACUACAACAAUCUGGACCCACGCACUGUGCCAUCUGAACAGAUCAGGGACGUCCGUUUUGGCCUUCUACAAAAGCUGGUUGGGCGGGUAGGUGAGGGGUCGUUUGUCGAGCCGCCAUUUCGGCCGGAUUACGGGUGCAAUGUCGUCAUCGGGAGGGAUUGCUUUAUCAAUUGGAACCUAAGUAUCCUUGACACGUCUCUCGUGAUUUUGGGGGAUCGCAUUCAAAUGGGCCCAAAUGUUGGCAUCUAUACCGCCGGACAUGAGACGAGUGUCUUGUCCCGGCGGAAGUAUAUCGAGUUCGGACAUCCGGUGCGAAUUGGCGAUGAUUGUUGGAUUGGCGGUAAUGUAGUGAUCCUCCCUGGAGUGACUAUUGGCGAGGGAUGCACUAUUGGAGCAAGCUCUGUGGUUACAAAGGACAUUCCGCCUUUCUCGGUGGCUGUGGGAAGUCCUUGUAAGGUGAUCAAAACUAUACAAUCCGCCGAGGAAGAGGAACAAGAUCCUGAGAAUCCUUACCGAGCAAUGAAAAGAGAGUUGUAA
Penicillium cataractarum is the source of this 699-nucleotide messenger RNA. RefSeq names its product sugar O-acetyltransferase. The coding region runs from base 1 to 699 and encodes 232 amino acids. The record is from RefSeq and is a predicted model, not a curated record. The transcript has 3 exons. Lineage: Eukaryota; Fungi; Ascomycota; Eurotiomycetes; Eurotiales; Aspergillaceae. Gene Ontology annotation, molecular function: acetyltransferase activity.